Molecule: messenger RNA, 6882 nt
Organism: Corythoichthys intestinalis (scribbled pipefish)
Lineage: Eukaryota; Metazoa; Chordata; Actinopteri; Syngnathiformes; Syngnathidae
Gene: stox1
Product: storkhead box 1
Exons: 4
Coding region: 208-3180 (990 amino acids)
Biological process (GO): regulation of transcription by RNA polymerase II
Cellular component (GO): nucleus; cytoplasm
Molecular function (GO): RNA polymerase II transcription regulatory region sequence-specific DNA binding
Source: RefSeq, a predicted model, not a curated record
CUUGAUUUCCCCUCCUCCUCUUUUGUACUUCACGUCUGGUUCUGUUUCCUUUCAGUACCCGCCUCAGGACUCUCCGAGUGGAGGAUCUCUGCCGCCCGCCCGCCCGCCCCCCGACUAUGGUCCCAAGGGACAAAGCUGCAGUUUAACUCAACACUCCACUUUUAGAAGCCCUACUUUCUCCCCUUUGGAGCUUUGAAAACGGCGGGCAUGUCGCUCCAUCCGCCGCGGGUCGUGCAGCUCUCCGCAGCCGCCUCGCUCGCCGUGGUCUUCGGCGACGAGGACGAGUCGGCGGGCGAGAGCCACCGGAGCUCGGCCACCGGGCUGGAAGUGUUCGCCGACUUUAAGGCGCAGAAUAGGCGAAGCUUCUGGAAUAAGAGACUGGUAAGGGCCAUGGAUGAAGUGCACUUCCAGGGCUGGCUGGACAAUUUGGUGCUUUUUAUCCGGGGAAGUUCGGCUAGCUUGGAAGUGCUGAGGGAAGCGUGGAUGAGGAGAGCCCUCAAGUCUGCCGCCGGUUUGGUCAUCAGAGCUGUCGGAGACCUGACCCCGUUGAGGAUGUCCCCUGUUCCUCAGUCACAGUUCAUCCCCUUGGCAGAGGUGUUGUGCUCCGUCAUCUCAGACAUGAACUCCUCGCAAGUUGUCGUCAGCCAGGAGACACUCGUGAAUCACAUGAGCAGAUCACAUCCAGGGAUAACCAUCCCAACUCAGGACAUCCUCUAUAAUACCUUGGGCACUCUGAUUAAGGAGCGCAAAAUUUACCACACCGGUGAGGGCUACUUCAUCGUCACACCUCAGACUUAUUUUAUCACCAGCAACUUGGACCGGGAGAAGACCUGGUGGACCUCGGGCUCAGCGGAGGACCCUCCCUCACCUCCUCCUAUUACUUACCUUUUGAGCAACGACAUCUGCGUUGAGAGCACUCAGACACCCCCGGCGGCUCACUGCAAGUCUUGCAGCUGUUUUAGCCCACUCCCGACAUCCACUAGCUUACCACCCAACCUUCCUCCGCCUGCUGUUCCGGAUCAGCAUUCUGUCUCAGUUUCCGUUAGCGAGUGCACGGCCAAGAGCUUAAAGUGGCCACGACCGUCGGAUCACAAGCCCUCGGUGCAGCAUCAGACCACCUCCACAGUGGCAGACUGCCAAGCAAGCGCGGUCAGCAAAGCCACGGGUACAACCAACCCUGCUAGCCGAAAAGAGAAAGACAGUAAGUUGGGCAGGAAGUUCGGUCUUAGUUUGUUCCGGAGAAACGGGGCUAAAAAAGAGAAGCCGAAGAAGGAGUAUGUGUCUUUCUCGGGGCAGUUCCCACCAGAAGAGUGGCCGGUGAGAGAUGAAGAUGAUCUCAAUAACUUGCCUCGCGACCUGGAGCACGCCAUCAUCAAGCGCAUAAACCCCGAACUGACAGUGGACAACCUGACGCGUCACACGGUCCUAAUGAAGAAGCUGGAAGAGAGACGGGAGAAAGCUGUGGACAAAGGCGUAGACAAGGGAAUGUCGACGGAGAUUCUGACUAGUUCAAAAACGAGGCACCACCACUCCAGGUCGGCGAAAAGAUCCGCUCAGAAAAGCUCUCGUAAUAAACGCCGGGUGCACUCCUCCAGAGAAAAGCAACGGGAGAGGAUGAAGAACAGGCUUUCUGCAUGUACCCAUGGUUUUCCAGAGAGGGAGGAUUUGAUCCCUACCCGACUGCCAGUGGAAAUCCCAAUUGAUGAACCAGAUAAAGCAGAAAAUGCUGCGGACGGUAAAUUGCUUUACAAGAAACGCAUUGAAAACCCUUUCCAUUCUCCGGAGACUGGAAUACCUCCUUCUCCAACCAAUUGGGAGCAUCCAAAACCAAAAGGAAGCAAAGCACUGGCUAAAGAACGAACAAGCCAUCGUUCCAAAUCUUGGGACCCACAUCGGACAAAGCUGAGUUUAGCCAAUAAUGAACAAACGGCAAAGUCCCCAGCGUCUGAAGACAAAUAUGAUCAGGAGAGGGAUACCAAAAACGAACUCCUGCCGCAGCCCGACCAUAAGAUCUACUGUGAUUCUUUGGCAGGCUACAAUUCAGCAUACCCGCAGAGCUGUACCUUGCGGAUUGACGAGAAGGUACGACAUCGAAGGGAAGGAAACGGGGUGGAGAACAGAGAAAACCCUCACCUCAAAGAUGGCAGAAACCAGUCUUUGGAGACUGACCUGUCAAAUAUGCAACUGUACACAAAUUCUGAUCAAAUCUGGACAAAAAAUACUUUACAGCGGAAGCACUCACUCAGACUGACCAACGGCUCUCAAAAGCCUGAUGAGCUUUUAACGGAUCAAAACUCAAAGGACGUGAGAACAAUAACUGUUAGCAAAGACCAAGGGGAUCUGAGUAUGGGAGAUGACCUUCGCACAGUAACAGACAACGAAGAUGAACGCAGACUAUUUCAGAGAGCAGACCAUCAAGAUACCUGCAGCUCCCUGUGCUUGGAUGAGGGGGAGAUUUUACCAAACUACCUUCACCACCACUUAGUUUACCAUCAAUGUGAUACAGAAUCCAAACACCAGGACUCCAACGGCCACUAUUACGGCCCCAACUUUCACCACCAAUUCACCUCCAUCGACAGCCACUCGACGAACCAGAGGAGAACUUCUCUGAGCCCUGGCAGGCUCGGAGAGACCACAUGGAUGUGUCCGUAUACUCAGCAAAGUGGUGUAUCACUUCAAGAUGAACCAAGCUCCAGGAAAGAAGACCUGGUCCAGGAAGGAUUACACGAUGAGAAAGACCACCCCGAACCACCAGAAACUUUUGACAGCAGCAUCUUCGACUACUGUCCGGCGAGCGAGGUGGAAUCAGACACGGAGACUGUCCGCAAGUCUACGGACGAGGCUGACGGCGAGUUAGCCCAGUGGACGGAAGCAAAGGAAUUGCAAGGGGAGCAUUAUCACCAGAUGGGAGUUCCCCGGACUCCGGGACCUGCACUAAGCGGGCCCAGAGCGGCGGACACCAGAGAAGCAGGAGAACUUGUGGAAAACCAGAGCAUCACAGGAGACAGCGGGAUAGAUUCUCCACGGACCCACAUAAGUUUGGCCUCUAGCAACACCGUUAUUCUGGAAGGUCUCAAGAGGAGGGGCUUCCUACAGAACCUGGACAAACUGCACUCCAAGAGCAGCGCCAUCCGACCACAAAGCUCGCUGCUGCAGCUCACGCCCGUUAUGAACGUGUGAGAAGAACCUCAACACCUCGACAUGUGCUUCAACCUCAAAUUCUAUGCAACUGUUUGUACAGAUUUUGUAUGUAUAUUUGUCCUCAUUGUGAAUAUAUUUUUUUAAGCAGUAUCAUUUGAACUAGCAGUGAAUGAUCAUGUUCCCAGUGCCACAGACAGUGUUGAGACGUCGAAUCCAUUUUGUUUUAGUUGGCCUGGCACAGCCCCUCCCAGUCAAAAUGGAUUGAAUGUCUAUCAUUGCACUGUUCAACAACAACAAAAAUAUUGCAUUGAUGCAAUGAUCUCAUGUAAUUUUGAAGUGCUGAAUCCAAAUAUAACAUUUGUUUUUUUCUGUAAGCUCUAGCUGUUGUUCAUGUUUGUUUAUUUUUUCUUUUUCAAAUUAAAGGGAACCUUGGACUGAAAGACUUGAGGCUCUAACAAGCCACAAUUGUUCUAUUUUACUGAAAUAUGUUAUUAGAAACACAUAAAACACUGCCAUUGAAUAAAAAAUGUAUAAUAUUUAGUACGUUUUGACCUACGGAGGACACCAUGAUUUAUGGACGCUCGGGGUGAUGACGUAGAUUACCAUUUGUCAAUGUCACAAAUACUAUCGGGUUACUGCAAUAGCGUACCGCAUGCAACACGUCACUGAUGCUCAUUAAUAUUCAUGAUGCAACUGUUGCUUGGGGGAUCAAGCUCACAUUUGUCGCUCAUGCUAGAUGCAUGUAAAUAGUGUACAAACGAGAUGUUGACUGAGCUAAACCUACCAAUUCUGUCCGAAAAUGAUGUUCCUGGUGCCAAAUUCACUGGUAAAGACAUGGAAGAACAUACAAAUGUUCAGUUGGAGAUUGCUUGAGUGUCGAGGGCUGAAAAAGACUGGGGAAAAAGAGCCGAUUUGAUGCAGAUGUAGCUUUUUUAUCGACACCUUUUUCUUGCGUGCAUUGCCUUACGCCACUAACAGUGACAUUCGCCUGUUUCAACAAGCUAUCCUUUACCACCAGAUGACCUGUCUUUCUUAUAUAUUAUAUCCUCUGUUUGUCUCACGUUUGACCAUUCUUGAGGGUCAUUUAUAUUGCCAUUUUUGUGUAGCGAUCGCAAAUUCUACUCAGUGACUGUUAGACAACAAACACUUAAUUUUUUCAUUAAUAACAAAUCUUAAUUCUAUUAAUUUAUUUACACUUCCCCCUUAUCAAGGUUGAUUCUUUACAACAGAAAAGGUAAAUCUGUUCAAUCUAGAGCCUACCUGUAGGCAUGAACAGGCUUACUAUACAAAAAGACCAAGUCCAAACAUGGCUAAUUUAUUUAAACAUCCGUAUUUUAGAAAAAUAGGCCUACAUGACUGUUGUGAUAUAUGAAUAUACUGUAUAUUAGGGCUGUCAAAAUUAUCGCGUUAACGGGCGGUAAUUAUUUUUUUUAAUUAAUCACGUUAAAAUAUUUGACGCAUUUAACGCACAUGCCCCACUCAAACAGAUUAAAAUGACAGCACAGUGUCAUAUCCACUUGUUUUUUUGUGUUUUGUCGCCCUCUGCUGGCGCUUGGGUGCGACUGAUUUUAUGGGUUUCAGCACCAUGAGCAUUGUGUAAUUAUUGACAUCAACAAUGGUGAGCUAAUAGUUUUUUGUUUGAAAAUUUUACAAAUUUUAUUAAAACGAAAACAUUAAGAGGGGUUUUAAUAUAAAAUUUCUAUAACUUGUACUAACAUUAAUCUUUUAAGAACUACAAGUCUUUCUAUCCAUGGAUCGCUUUAACACAAUGUUAAUAAUGUUAAUGACAUCUUGUUGAUUUGUUGUUAUAAUAAAUAAAUACAGUGCAUAUGUACAGUAUGUUGAAUGUAUAUAUCAGUCUUAUGUCUUUCCAUUCCAACAAUAAUUUACAGAAAAAUAUGGCAUAUUUUAUAGAUGGUUUGAAUUGCGAUUAAUUUACGAUUAAUUAAUUUUUAAGCUGUGAUUAACUCGAUUAAACAUUUUAAUCGUUUGACAACCCUAAUACAUAUAUAUAUAUAUAUAUGUUUUCAGGUCAUUCAUUGUCAGACAGAAGCAGCACCGCAAAACGACACGCUAAAAAAUAAUCAAAAAUAUCAAAAUGGCUUACCUCUUCAGGGCAGGAUUUUCGAUCUGAAGGACCAUGGCCCCCAACAAAAUUUUUACUGCAUAUAAAGGUGAAUGGCUUCGCUUUGCUUUGGACGUACACACACAUUGUUCACAUUUUUGGCUUCGGGAAACAUAUGAAGGAAACAUCCUUCAUAUGUGGACGGUCGUAAUGUCUAGAGUCGUUUCUACACUUUCCAUAGCAGCAGAGUUUAAUCAGCAUGUUUUUCUUUUGUUUUGUUUUUUAAAAGAUUACCGGCAGAAAACAAGCAGUAAGAGUUGUAUGCGAGCGCGCUAAUAUGUUGACCCCCUUCCAGUUUACGAUGGUGACGUCACGCAGCCUUGUGGUCUAAAAUAGCAUUCGUGCGUUACGCUAUUCCUUUGCGCGACGAGAUGUCCAACACAUGCGCUCAUCAGUUAAAAGCGGCGAGUACCUACUAUUUGUUUUUAUUGAGUCUCUUUUAAUUGCCUCAAAAUACUUUUUGCAUGUGCUUCUCCCUCAUACUUUUAAGCAUCGUGUUUUCUUGUGGUAGCUUUAAAGCAGAUCGUUGAUCUGUGGACCACAUUAAUCACGUAGCAUAUUUAAACCACCCUUUUAUAUAAUACUGCGUUAAAGUAUUUUCUUAGGGCAUCUUUAGUAUGUUCUGUCUGUAUGCAUCUAAACAACACAAGCUGAAAGCGCACGGUAGUACUUUGGGUGUCAAAUUUGCCUCUUGUAGAACAUUUCGCAGGUGUAGCACAUUUGGGCAGAACACUGUUUUUUUCCAACUCUCGUCUCAUCCUGUCCCCCCUGUUCAUUUUGCUUUUGCUGCUCAUUUUGCGAACUACCGACAGUGCUUUCAUGAUCAUUCAUGUUCCUCUCAGGCUCAAAUUGAAAGAAUUGAUAGAAUCGAGUCAUACUCCGGGAGCCGGGCAGCGUAACCAUGUGACGUCACUGCCCUGCGACGUCAACAACAAUGGCGACCUACAAGAUAAACUAAUUUUGGAAUAUGUAUAAAAACGAAAACAUCAAGAGGGGUUUCAAUAUAAAAUUAUUUUAACUCAUAAUAAUCUUUAUGUUUUUGAGAACUACAAGUCUUUCUAUCCGUGGACCCCUUUAAGAUUGCAAUAAUUUUGCAUUCGACAAAAACAAAGUCAUGUUUUUAACAUGGUGGGUAUAAAGCUGGCACUUAAAAAGAGCUCAUAGUAACAAUACAUAGCAAAAUAAUACAUCAAAGUGACAUAUUAUAGAGAGCUACGGACAGGAAACCAACAAUUGGGUAAAUGUGACACCAAAGGCACUGCCAAAGUGCUCCAAUAUGUGAAAAUCGGUCAACUAUGACAAACUAAUGUUGACAACGAUUCAGAACAAUGCAAAGUACCGAGAAGUUAAAUUGGUGUUUGGUGAAAAUAUUUGAAGAAUCUGUAUAAAUCAUAAAUAUACCACUAACACUUGUAUGAGAAUAUCAAUGCAUGGAAACUAAAGCAUACAUAAAAAGACAGUGGAUUUGAGAUUAGUGACAAAAUUGUUUGCAAUUAGUUUUAAAAAAAAAAAAACAACUCAACUGAGGGGGCGUUGGCGAGUGUUGCCAAUGGUAACAAAUGAGUUAAUCAUGUACAGUUUUGCAUAUGUUUCUCUUGGGUUAAGUCGUUUCAAUC